AGGAAGUAAGAUAAAAAUCUACACGCGGAAAUGUUAUGGAAUUUUCUAUCGACUGAUGCCGACUGUCAAAAGUAGGCUUAAUCAUGUUGACACAACAUAAACUGCGCCAGUUGUGUUUCCUUUACUGGCUUCAGUAUGCAAGAAAGGUAUAUGGAAACGGACAAAGGGUUUUAAAUCCUACACGAUACUUCGGAUCUCUGGUCACCUUCAGCUCAAACGUCGUCGGACACGGAAGAUAUAUUGGCAACCUAUUCCAUCAUGACAUUGGAAGUCAAACAGUGACAUACGUUCAUCUGGCGACUAAAAGACUGUAUACAAACUCUGUGAAUCGAAAAUGUUGGAGCUGCGGUUCGUCAGCCCCUUCAUUCUUUUGCCCGUCUUGCAAACUCGUGCAGCCUCCUGCAGAUAGAACCUCUUAUUUUGACAUCAUGGACUGUGAACAGACAUUUGCUCUGGAUACCCAACGGCUCCAGCGAACAUACUUACAUCUUCAGCGCUCUCUCCAUCCUGACAACUUUACCCGGAGGACAUCGAAAGAGCAAGAAUAUUCAGCUGAACAGUCAGCAUUCGUAAACAAAGCCUAUAGGAUUCUUCUAAAGCCUUUGAGUCGUGGGCUGUAUAUGCUGGAACUCAAGGGCAUGCACCUGGAGGAGGGGACCGACCUCAGCGCUGACCCCCAGCUGCUCAUGGAAGUCAUGGAGAUCAACGAGUCUCUGGCCGAGACUCGGAGCCAGGAUGAGGAGGUCGACUCAAUCGGCCGCUCAAUGAGAGAGAGACUGAAAGACUUGAUGGGGCAAAUAAACACGGCACUGAAUGAAGGAGACCUUCAAUCAGCCAAAGCACUUCUCGCCCAAAUGAAAUACUUUGCGAACAUUGAAGAGAAAGUGAAAGACAAGCUUUCUGAACUCGCAGAGAGUGCUUAGGUACCAGAUGAGUACCUACCAUUUUUAUGGGUUCACAUACAGUAUGUCCUGUGAUAUUUAAAUACAACUUUAAAAAGCACAUUUUACAACUAGUUUUGUAUUUAUUUUGGUAAAUGUUGAAUAAGAAAUAAAUUAUGCAUUCACUUUUAGUUUAA
Alosa alosa (allis shad) is the source of this 1078-nucleotide messenger RNA. RefSeq names its product HscB mitochondrial iron-sulfur cluster cochaperone (gene hscb). The record is from RefSeq and is a predicted model, not a curated record. Lineage: Eukaryota; Metazoa; Chordata; Actinopteri; Clupeiformes; Clupeidae. Bases 84 to 923 code for a protein of 279 amino acids. Gene Ontology annotation, molecular function: protein-folding chaperone binding; ATPase activator activity. Gene Ontology annotation, cellular component: mitochondrion. Gene Ontology annotation, biological process: protein complex oligomerization; [2Fe-2S] cluster assembly. The transcript has 6 exons.